AUGGUAGUGGGUGGCGCGGGUGGUGGUGGGUGCGCGGGGUGCGAGAGGCGGGUGGGGUGGGGGAGGGGCGGGGCACGGCCGGGCCGGCCUGCCGACGCCGCCGCGUCUGGAGCGGCCUCUCAUUCCCGCCGCGAGACCCGUGUCGCGAGCACGUCAUGCUCGUCUCUGCUCCGCCCGCACACGCACGUCGCGCGCGCCGCUGCUCUCGCGCGCAACCACGCGCCAGUGAUGUUACCCGCCCGCUCUGUUGUUAUGUGCCAACGAGAUAUCACGGAUUGCGGAUUUUGUGUAACUAUCGACGUUGGAUGCGUUAAAAUUUCGGGUGGGUCGAGGAGAAUUAUGCGUGGGGCGUGCGCGUGCGCGGUGGUGUGCGCGUUGGUGGCGCUCUGCGCGGCCGCAGGGCUGGACGAGGAAACGCGCGCCGCCGCGGAGAGGCAGCUGCUCGCGCUGCUGGGUCUGCCGCGCCGCCCGCCGCCGCGCCUGCGCCCGCCGCCGCUCGUGCCGCGCGCCAUGCGCCUGCUCUACGACCAGAGGAAAGCCUUCCCCGCCGCCGCCGCUAAUACGGCCCGUUCCUUCUACCACACCCCCACCGAUCUCGACGAACGCUUCCCUGGCGAACAUCGCUUUCGCCUAUUUUUCAACAUAAGCGCCGUCCCGUCCGAUGAAAUAGCUCGGGGUGCGGACCUCACUUUGCAGAGGGCCGUCGGAACUACGGGAAAACAGAGACUGAUGGUCUACGAUGUGGUGAGACCCGGUCGGAAAGGUCAAAGUGAACCAAUCUUGAGGCUCCUAGAUUCGGUACCCCUCCGACCUGGAGAGGGCAUUGUUACCGCGGACGCUCUAGACGCCGCGAGAAGAUGGCUCAAGGAGCCAAAACACAAUCAUGGACUUUUAGUUCGCGUAAUCGAAGACGGUGCGGGGGGUAAUGUAAAAUUUCCACAUGUGCGUGUUCGAAGACGUGCGACGGAUGAGGACGAAGUAUGGCGGACAGUACAGCCUUUGCUUAUGUUAUACACAGAGGACGAACGAGCCAGAGCAGCUAGAGAGCGUGGUGAGACACGGCUCACGCGCAACAAACGCGCAGCUCAGAGAAGAGGUCAUCGCGCACACCACAGGCGUAAAGAGGCGCGAGAAAUUUGUCAGCGUCGGCCGCUAUUUGUUGACUUCGCUGACGUCGGCUGGAGCGACUGGAUCGUCGCCCCGCACGGCUAUGACGCGUACUAUUGCCAAGGAGACUGUCCGUUCCCCCUUGCGGACCAUCUCAAUGGUACGAAUCAUGCGAUUGUACAAACUCUGGUCAAUUCGGUGAACCCCGCGGCGGUACCGAAAGCGUGUUGCGUUCCCACGCAACUUUCUUCUAUAUCUAUGUUAUAUAUGGACGAAGUGAACAAUGUGGUGCUUAAAAAUUAUCAGGACAUGAUGGUAGUGGGCUGUGGAUGCCGA
Messenger RNA from Brenthis ino (lesser marbled fritillary), 1443 nucleotides. The record is from the annotation of a GenBank genome assembly. NCBI's taxonomy places the organism in Eukaryota, Metazoa, Arthropoda, Insecta, Lepidoptera, Nymphalidae.